AUGGAAGAGUAUGAGGCAUGUAUCUACAGUAUGGAGGCGGCCAUUGACUUAAAGAUCAAGAUUCUUGAGGUGUAUGGAGAUUCAACUCUGGUAAUCAGUCAGGUAAAAGGUGAUUGGGAAACCCGAGAUAGCAAAUUAAUACCUUAUAAAGAGCACAUCAGAAAAUGGAUACCCUACUUUGAUGAAAUAUCUUUUCAUCAUAUUCCUAGGGAAGAAAAUCAGUUAGCAAACGCUCUAGCUACGUUAGCGUCUAAGUUUAAAGUCAAAUGGAAUAAUGAAGCACCAACUAUCCAUAUUGAUCACUUAGAUGAACCAACACAUUGUCUAGUAACCGAGGCAGAUUCUGAUGAUAAGCCUUGGUUCUAUGACAUAAAGACAUUUUUGGAGAAACAACAAUAUCCUGAGGGUAUAUUUAUUACUGAUAAGAAGGCCUUGAGAAUACUCUCUUCCAAGUUUUUCUUAAACAUUGAUGUGUUAUAUAAGAGGAAUUAUGAUUCUGUGCUGCUUAGAUGUGUGGAUAGACACGAAGCUAGCACGAUCAUAAAAUCUAUAUAUGAAGUCUACGAGGGUGUACAUACGAAAGGUCCUGCUAUGGACAAGAAGAUACUUCGGGUUGGUUAUUACUGGACAAUGAUAGAGGUAAACUGUUACGACUUUGUUAAAAGAUGCCACAAAUGUCAAAUAUAUGGUGACAAGAUCUUUGUGCCACCAACUCCGUUGAACAUUCUAACGUCUACAUGA
Messenger RNA from Lathyrus oleraceus (garden pea), 741 nucleotides. RefSeq lists its product as uncharacterized. The record is from RefSeq and is a predicted model, not a curated record. Gene Ontology annotation, molecular function: nucleic acid binding; RNA-DNA hybrid ribonuclease activity. Lineage: Eukaryota; Viridiplantae; Streptophyta; Magnoliopsida; Fabales; Fabaceae. The transcript has a single exon. Bases 1 to 741 code for a protein of 246 amino acids.